AUGUUCAACUAUUUUUUAAAAGGUUUUAACAAUUGCAAAAACAAAGUUGAUGUUGACCAUUUAAGUAAACAAUUUUUAAAACACAUUUAUAAUUUUAAUGCAUACGAAAUAUCAUUAUGUUUGAAUAAAUUUUCUAAAAUAAAUUAUCAUGAAAAAGAUUUUUGGAUAAAAGUCUGUAGAUUAAUCACAUCAAAUGAUGCGAAUGUUUUGAGACGCUUUGGAGUUUUAGGGGAUAGACAGUUGGCAAAAAAUGAUGAAAAAAAUGACGAAAAAAAUGACGAAAAAAAUGAUGAAAAAAAUGACGAAAAAAAUGACGAAAAAAAUGAUGAAAAAAAUGAUGAAAAAAAUGACGAAAAAAAUGAUGAAAAAAAUUUCCUGGCCUUUUUUAAUUUAGAAGAACUAUGUUUACUAGUAAAUGCAAUAACAAAAGUUAACAUAAAAAAUGAAACAAUAUUAAAAUUAGCUUCAAAUAAAAUUAUAAAUGAAAUAAAUAUCAAUAAACAUACUAUAAAUGUGUUGAAAUAUAUUUCUGAAUUUAGUAAUAAUAAUACUAGUGUAAUAAAUAAAAAUAUUUUAUAUGAAAAAAUUAGAAAUAUUUCAGAAAACUACAAUGAAAUAAAUCAAAAUUUAACAGAGAAAGAUAUAAGUACACUUAUCCAAUUUAUAUUAGAACAAAAAAAUGGAAAAAAAAAUAAUGUUAAUAAUAAAUUGAAUAUGCCAAAUAAUAUAUACAAUGAAUUUAAAAAUGAAGAAAAUAAUAUAUUACAUAAAUUAGAAACAAAACUAAUUGGUAGCUUGCGUAAAGUUAACUACAUUAGUGAACAGAGUAUUGCUUUAAUUUUAAAUGCAUGUAGUAAAGGUUAUGAAAAAAAUAAAAAAUUAUUAGAAAUUCUUAAAAUAAUAAUAAUAAUGAAAAUAAAAAAUGAAAAUAACAAAUGUUCAGAUAUAUUUAUAAGUAGCAUUACACAUUCAUAUGCAUCAUUUUAUUAUAGAGACAAGAUAUUAUUUAAUUUAAUUUCAGAAUAUACAUGUAAAAAUAUAAAUAGUAUAAAUAUAAAAUCGCUAAUUAUUAUUUUAAACAGUUUUAUUAAUAUUCAUAUUAUAAAUUUAAAAUUGUUUAAUACGAGUCUAAACAAGAUAUGUGAUAAAAAAAUUAUCCAAACGCUUUCUAAUCAAUGUAUAUCAAACUUAGUUACAAUAUUAACAAAAUCGUAUAAUUAUUUAGAUCGUGAAAAAGUGGAUUAUAUUUUUAAAAGUAUCAUAAAAAGAAUCAAACAGGAAUAUAUAAAAUAUUUAGAAAUGAAGAAAAAAAAAAAAAAAAAUAUAUCUAAUUUCACUAAAAAUUAUCAUGAAGUAAUGGAAAAUUUAUUUAUUUUAUCAUUUUUAACUAAGCAUUUGACAAACAUAUUAAACAAUCUUAGUAAGUUAAACUAUGCUGAUAAUAAUGUUUUUGAAAUAUUUACAUAUUUAAUUUUAAAAAAUAAAAAUGAUAUAAAUAAACUCGAUUUUAUGAAUAUUGCAAGUGCAUAUUCUAGACAUGGAUAUAUAAAUAAAGAAAUAUAUGAUAUUGUAAAAAAAUAUUCAAAAAAAUAUAUUAUUUGUUCUGAUUUAAAAUAUGUAGAAUUUAUUAAUAUGUUUACAAGCAUUGCUAACUUUUAUUUGCUUGAAAAAAAUAACAUUAUCAACUUUAAAAUAUCAAAAAAUGAAACAACUAAUAACCAAAUAAUUGAUCAUAAAAAAAACGAACAUUUGAAAAAUGAAUUUAAAGAUAUUCUAAAUAUAAUAAUAAAUAUACUUAAAUCGAAAAAUAUUUCAAAAAUUGAAAUGAAACAUUUUAAUGAAAAUGAUAUAUCUCAAAAGGGCGAAAAGACAAGAACAAAUUUUCAAGAAUAUGAUAAAAAAUAUAAAUCAUAUAAUUAUAAUAAUUCCAUUAUUAAAGAUAAAAAUAUUAUUGAAAAUUUAAGCAUAAAUCAUUUAUGUAGUAUUUUAUCAACAUUAAGUAAGUUAAACAUCCAUGACGAUAUUAUUUAUAAACGUAUUUUAAAUAAUUUAAAAAAAAAAAUAUUUAAAAUAAAUUCGAAGUGUUUAUCUAUAUAUUUAUUAUAUAUAAGCAAAUUUAAUAUAAUUUUAGACCAUUACAUAAGAUCAGUCUUAUCAAAUUGUUUUAUAAUUACAAAAGAUUCUAUGAUUUCUAAAAAAAAAAAUGAAUUAAAUUCUACUGUAUUAUUUGAAAAUAAUAAAAAUUAUAUUUUAAAUAAAAUGCAAAAGUUAUAUUUGCAGCUAAAGACAAAUGAUUUGGUAAAUAGUGUAUACAUUAUUAGAUGUAUAAUAAAGAAUGAUUGGGAAUAUAAAAACAAUAUAUUUAUAAUUUAUAGAUAUUUAAAUAAUAUUUAUAAAAUAAUUUCAGAAGAAAGUUAUAAAAUUUGUAAUAAUAAAAAUAAAGAGAAUUUAACAGAUUUUCCUAAUAUUAUAAAAAUAGACGAUAAUGAUAUAGAUGAAAAACAAAAUAUGAAAAAUAGAAAAAUGAAUAUACAUUGUUCAUCUAUUUUAAUAAAUACACUAAUUAUUUUAAAUACACAUAUAUAUAAUAAUUAUUAUUAUUCAAAACUUAUUAUAUAUUUAUUAUUUUAUACAUUUAAUCAUAUUUUUGAAAUGUUGAAUCUUGAUAUUUCAGUUAAAAAAGCAAUACAUAUAAAAUCAGAUAAACAAAUAAAUCACAUCAAAAAUGUAAUAAAAAAUAAAAUCGAUGGCGCUAGUAUUCGACAAUUAAAUAUGACUGCUUUAAUAUUAUGUCAUUUUAUCCCUUUAAAUACAAAUAUUUAUAUGAAAAAACAGAUAAAUCAUAAUGAAAAUAUGCCAAAUUUUAUUUCUCCCUUAAAUUCCAACUUAUAUAAAUAUCCAACUAUAAUAUUAUCCUUUUUAUGGUUUUUUGUAAAAUAUACACCAUUCGCCCAUUUUGAAAAAUAUAACUCUAUAUAUAACUAUACUACAAGCAAUAAAAUUUUAGUUAAUUAUAAUUAUGAUAAUAAUGAUUUAUAUUUUAAUUUCAAUGAAGAAAAAAAAAAAAAAAAUAUUGACAAUAACCCCUCUCUUAUUCCCCAUGUUUCCCAUAACGAAAUAAGCAUUUACUCGAAUAUUUUGAACAUUUUAAAAAAAAAAAAUAAUAAAGAAUAUAAAGUUUUUUCAUCAUUUCCGAUUUAUCUGUACUAUGUUGACAUAUUGAUAAUACCGCGCGCUUUCGCAAAAUUUUAA
Plasmodium berghei ANKA is the source of this 3252-nucleotide messenger RNA. RefSeq names its product heptatricopeptide repeat-containing protein, putative. The transcript has a single exon. The record is from RefSeq and is a predicted model, not a curated record. Lineage: Eukaryota; Apicomplexa; Aconoidasida; Haemosporida; Plasmodiidae. The coding region runs from base 1 to 3252 and encodes 1083 amino acids.